Messenger RNA from Purpureocillium takamizusanense, 3330 nucleotides. RefSeq lists its product as uncharacterized. Bases 1203 to 2705 code for a protein of 500 amino acids. Gene Ontology annotation, molecular function: protein dimerization activity. The record is from RefSeq and is a predicted model, not a curated record. NCBI's taxonomy places the organism in Eukaryota, Fungi, Ascomycota, Sordariomycetes, Hypocreales, Ophiocordycipitaceae. The transcript is spliced from 3 exons.
UGGGUUUGUUCGUCGCCCAGUUGCGUGUGCAGUAUAGCAGGUUAGGUAGGUAGGUAGGGUACCUAUACCUACUUGGUGCCGUGUUGCGUCUACACCGUCCGUAUAUGUGCCCGUCGACCCUUGAUUUCCCGCGCUCGGCCUCCGUGCUUUGUCGAGGUCGGUUCGAGUCGUAACGGAAGGCGUCGUCCUCCCCCCAACCCAGCGGUGGUGUGCUUGCCGUUCCGGUACUACAUACAGGUAGGUGUUUUCAUCUCGAUCCGACUCGGCGUCUUGCUUGCUUGCUCGCCAAACCCACACACGCACGCACGCAUUUCACAUGAUCGUUCCCCAUUCUUGGCCCGUCCCGUCCCAUAUUUGAGGUGUAGGUCGUCUGCAUGCCCACCUGGCAGUCCCUUGGCUGCCCGCGGUUCCGGUCCCGUCUGUCCACAGCAGAUCAACAAGACACCACCACCUCUUAACUUAGUACCUGCCUUGCCUCAACUCGGACUUUGCCCACGGCACGCCUCCAGGGGUCGGGUUCGUCCAUCAUUUUGUCGGUCAAACACUGCCUUGCCUUGCGGUCCCGAAUACCUGCUUGGUGCCUCUGCAAAGCUCAUCCCACCCAUCUCCUCCUCCUCCUCCUCCCCCCCCCCCCUCCUCUUCUACCCUCCUCCCUUGGAGGGCUUCGCCUGCUGGUCCUGUCCGACAUCGUUGCCACUCGCUUGCCUACGACCAUCUCUCUCCUCUCCCGCCCCUCCAACUCCUCCCAUCGCAGCAGUGCGUGCGUGCUGGCCGGCCCUGCACAAUAACACCAGUGUUGCAUGAAGGACGCGGCGACUGCACCGAAACGUCAAAAUCGGCCCAUGUCUCAUUGGCCAUCCUCGUCGGAUCGGUUAUAAUUGCUCAUCCCGCUGCCUGUGCGUCGCCGUCCCUGCUCGGCUCGCCAAUCGCUACGGCCUUCGUCCGCCCAAACGACACCAAGCACGCUGCUUCUUACAUCAAACGACUGCGGGUGCCGACGCGAUACCCCCUCCCCGGCGGAGCUCUACUGUUACAUCCAACCUGCUCCCGCCCCUCGCCGUUUGGCUGCUUCCCUUCCUCGUCUGGUCCUCGGCGUCGACGGUCCGGCCUUCCCUUUGCAACACCCUCGCCGCUGGCCCCGUGAGACGCAAGGUGCUGACGACGACUGCCAGCAACUGUCUAAUACGUGCCGGGUUGGGACCAUGGAACCAGAUGCCGCCAAGCGGCAUCAGGAACAACAGCAGCCCUCCAGUGCCGCCGAGUACACGCCUUCGAUCGUUUCACCCGACUCCUCUCAACUCUCGCAGCAGGCUCCUGCCUGGACCUCGCCGGACCCGGGCUCCAGCUCGAGGAUAAGCGGUACCUUUGAAUUCACCUCGGCGCCCUCGGACAUCUCGGUCCCGUCUUUCGACCCAGCCAUUGCCGCCUUCGCAGACAUGUCCUUCGCUCAACCACCCGUGGCCUCGCCCUAUAUGCAAGACGGGAAGUCUGCGCCCACUGGGAGCAGCCAGGCUCAACAGCCAGACUGCUUCCAACGCCGCGAUGUGCAUGACAAGAAGCGUUUCAAAACAGAUCCCGACACGCCCGCCCUGGACUCAAUAGACUACUGGAUCAACUUUGACGAUGACUGGGACAGGCUGGGCAGCGUCGAGAUCGACUACUCCAAACGCAACGACCCAAUAUACAAUACCAGGGCCGCCGCCGUAGCGAGCACAAUGCCUGCCCUGGGCAGUGGCGUCUACUCCACUGCCGUGGCGCCAUUCAGAGAAGAGGACUUCAUUGACGACACGGCCUUUGAUCACACGCUUUCGGAGGACGAGGAUGCCUUCGAGUCGACGCACCACGGCGACCAGCUGUCCGCGAUAGACGGUAGAGUUCCUCCAGCCCCGGCAGGCCCGGCCCCCCAAGGAGACAAGAACUUCGAGUCGAGUCCUCGGGCAUGGAGCAGGCCAGACGAUGGCAUGCGCUCCGAACCGAUGAUGGAGGCCACGCCGCGGCAAAUGUCGGGUAACAACAUCUGGGAGGCAAUGCCCCGCGGCGCGAAUCAUACGCUCAGCCCUGACGAGCAGAGGCGACUCCUCGAAAUCGCCCUCAACACGGGUAGGAUGCCCGGGAGCUUCAUUCCCCCAAACGGAUUCGGAAUCGGAUUCGGUGCCGGCCUCGGUGCGCGCCCGCCCGCUGAGUUCGAGAAGCGGUCAAGUCUGUCCACGGAGCGACCGAGCGCGACACCGUCGUGGACGUCCAGGGGCGACGAAGCGUCGGAAGGUGCACAGAAGCAACAGGGCAAGAAGCCAGCCGCCCCAAAGGCCGGCCCGACCAAAAAGCACGGAGAGACAGGCAAGCCCAAGUCGGCUGAUCGGAUAGCACACAACGACGUGGAACGCAAGUAUCGCACAAACCUCAAGGUCAAGAUUGCCGAGCUGCGCGACGCCGUCCCGGCGCUGCAGUCGCCAAAUGCGGAUGCCGACUCGGAGGGCGGAAGUGGUAACCAAGGGACACCAAAAGUGAGCAAGGGUACCGUCCUGACCAAGGCGACGGAAUACAUCCAGCAGCUCGAGCAGCGAAACAAGACCAUCAUGCAGGAGCAUCAGCAGCUCGCGCGUCGGCUGCAGGCCUUUGAGACGCUCUUCGACAACGCAAACCGACCAGACAUGAUGAUGCCAAACCAUAGCAUGACGCUCUUUGAUCCGCGUGGCUUCUGCUAAACAAUGCCCGUGCGACUUGACUCUCUUCGAGAUGACAUAGCUGGGUGCGGAGUAGUGCACCCCUACGUGUUUAUGUAUACCCUGCGGACGGCGCUGCGGGCUUGAGCAACGCCAUGAAGCCCCGGCGUUGCCACGGUAUUGCAGCUUCAUUGAUGACAGAGUGAGUUAUGUAUCAUGUAUAUCGCGACAAGCAUUUUCGGGAACGCAGGCGCAUGGGCGUGAAGACAAAGGGGGGCCGGCUAAGAGCCGUGUUACAAGGGAACGAAGUCAGGAAUCUCGCAUCUCCGGACAACAAAUAAAUAGUGCAUUGUUUGCAGGGGGCCGGGCGACGAGGGACACCCGCGCUGAGCCUGCUAGUACUCGUGUCUCGUACUCUGUACAUGUAUAUACAAGUGCUGUGACAGCCAAGUGCGACAAUGAUCCCCUGCCGAUGUCAUUCACACGACGGUGUCGACGACGGUUUCGGUGUUGAGGUCGGUGACGGUGGCGGUUUCGUGGACGAAGACGGUUUUUCCGGUACGCCAUAGCAACGAACGAGCUUGCUUGGCCUGUCGUAGAUGCAGGGAGUGUCAUCAUCGCCGCACUGUCCGCAAAACAAAAAAAGAAAGAGAUGAUGUUAGCGUCC